AUGCACAUGCUGUCUUUGGCUUCAGCCACUAAGACAUCUUCUAGUAUCUUCUCUUCAACACUUGUAUCUACAGUUGAUGUUACCUCUUCUCUGACCAUGUCAGAGAAUUUCCAAAAUUCAUCUCUGCUUGGAACUCCAAAUUCUCUGCAGCUCUCUCUUCCUGUGGUGAGCAAUGCUGCUCCUCUAACAGGAAGCAUCUGCAACUUCUCCAGGGUCUCUCCUCCAGCUGUCAGCUCGGCAUGGCUACUGCCAUCAGCCUCUAGCACCUCCUUCCAACCACUCAUAGGUACUGCCUACCUUUACCCACAUUCUAGCACAACCAUGUUGUCUGCAGUUUCUGGCCAGACCCAGAUUUCCACUUCAUCUGCCUCCUCUUCAGGCAUUUUUGAGUGGAAUAUUACAGGAAGCACUGAGAGGAAGUCAUCUUCACUCAGGGACUUCACUGUCACUGUCAUUGACCAGGACACAGCUAUCUCUUCCAUGCCUAUGGCAGCUCAAUACGACAAAACUUCAGAUACCAAUAACAUGGUCCCUCUGUAUCCACCACUGUCUGCUAGCCUUGUUCAGGGAACACCAAAUCAGGGACCUAGCUUAUCAUUGCCCUCCCCGGAAGGGAGCCAGGUAUAUUACUAUAAUCAAGGCACACUGGGGCCCCUACUCUCUGGAGAACUUGGCCCCUGCCUGCAAUCCUAUGGCUCUGUGUCAUACACAGGAGGUAGGGCCUCUGCCCCUCAACCAGAAAUGGUGAUGGUACUAAAGGAGGUUCAGCCCACAAAUGACCUACCAGCAGCCUCCAGCUCUGGAAUUUACUACUCCGUGUCUGCUCAACCCAUCAUGGAAAUGAGUUUUCAAGUGAUGGAAACUUCCCUGGGGAUGGAGACUUCCCUGGGAUUGCAACCUCCAAGUCAGACAUUUUGUCUGCCACAAACUCCAGAAUUCCCCAAGUCCUGCAGUAGCAGAAACAUCCACACACCUGAGAGUAACCCACCACCUGAGCUUGGGGACAUUCCAGUGAUAGCUCCAGUCCAGAGUUCUAGUAAUGUCCUUGCACUGCCUCCAGCUCCAAGUCAGGAGCAAACAGAGAACCAGAAUCUGGAUGAGAAUAAAAGCAAGCUUCCAAAACCUCUGGAUGCCUGCCAGAUCCCAAGAGAAUACGAAGAUCCUCCACUACUCCCUUUAGAAAUCCCUGAUAUUCAUCAUCUUCUGGCUUGCAUUGAUCCCCUCAGUCAAGAGGAGCAGUCUGGUUCUGAAAACAAUUAUCUGGGAAAGAAAAGCCUUAGUCUUGAGGACCAAGACACACCUGAAAAUGGGAAUGAGUCUAGCAGUGGUUUUGCAGGUAUCACUACACUGGUGGAGGAUAGUCACCUUUCUCAGCUCUUCAAUUCCUCGAAUGGCCUUGAUCAGUCCAAAGAUCCCAAGGCAAUCAAAGCCAAAGAUACCAAAGCCAUCAAGGUGAAUGAAGUGCAGGAAAAGACAAGCGUGAUAAACAGUUCGUGUGAUCGAGUCAGGAAGAACAAACACAAAGCCUCUGAGCCUAUCACUGGUGCUCCCAAGGCCAAAAUCCAAGCAAAGAACCCAGAGGGAGAAGUGGUUGUUUGCAAUGCAGAAGCCAGUGACAGGGCUCCUGUGAAGACUGCUAAGCAUUCUGACAGCAAACCUCAGAAAGCUGCAUCCAGCAGAAGCAGCAAAACUAAGCGCCACGGACAGGAAAACACCAAAAGGACCAGAGAAAACAACUCCAAGAAAGCUGAAGACAGUAAGCAGUCAGGGAACAAAGUCAAGGCUGAAGAGAAGCCAACCAUUCCCAAGAUGAAGCGGAAGAAAAAUCAACCUGAGCUUAGCCAAGAGACCUUUAAGAAGCCUCGAAGCUGCCUGGGCAUGCACAUGCUGGAGUCUGUGCAGGUUUUUCAUGCACUGGGGAAGAAGAAUGAUAAGAAAACUGGGCUCUCCUCCUCCCGAGCCCUGGGAAACUCGAGCAACACCAAAGACCCCCGACCAUCCCCAGCUAUCAAACCAUGGCUGGAUACCCCACGUGAGGGAGAAGGUGCUGAGAAAACUCAGGUCAAAGCCCAGAAACCAGAAGGCAGUGCUGAGAAACCGUGUCCAUCUCCAUCCCAGUAUGAGCUGCCACCUCCUGGGAAGGUCAAGUUGGUACCUUUGCCUUUUCUGACCUUGGACAAGCCUCAAGCUCGACCUGUUCCUCGGAGGCCACAGUCUCUGGCCUCACAUCGGCCUUCUGUGGCUAACUCUCCUCGGCCUGGUUCUAAUAAAUCAGUUCAGCCGACUGCAGCCAAUCCAUCCCGGCCGGCUCCUGCCAAUGCAUCGUGGAUGGGUCCUGCUAGACCGGCUUGGCCUAUUUCUACCAACCCGGCCCAACCAGGUUUGACCAACCCUACCCAGCCCAGUGUCCCUCAGUCUGCUGCUUCUAGGCCUGCAUCCUACAAAACAUCAUCUUGCACUUCUCUCCAGCGCCAACAUGUUCCCGCUGUUGUGACCAACCAGCAGUCCCCACCUAAGCCUCAAAACCAGUUUCUACUCCAAGAUUUCGGCUUCCAACCAAUUCCAUGGAGGAAACCCAAUGUUCCUGAGCCAGUAAUGUCAACACCUAUCACAAAAGAGCAGAGGCCAGAGCGUGAGGCCAUGAAGAGGCAGGCUCAACAAGAGCGUGAGAAUGCUGCCAAAUACACCUCUUUGGGGAAAGUGCAGUUUUUCAUUGAGAGGGAGAAAGACAUGGAAACUGCUCGAUUUUAUGGUUAUGCAAUAUAA
This is a messenger RNA of Trichechus manatus latirostris (Florida manatee), 2766 nucleotides long. RefSeq lists its product as uncharacterized. The record is from RefSeq and is a predicted model, not a curated record. NCBI's taxonomy places the organism in Eukaryota, Metazoa, Chordata, Mammalia, Sirenia, Trichechidae. The coding region runs from base 1 to 2766 and encodes 921 amino acids. The transcript is spliced from 3 exons.